Molecule: messenger RNA, 1269 nt
Organism: Saccoglossus kowalevskii
Lineage: Eukaryota; Metazoa; Hemichordata; Enteropneusta; Harrimaniidae
Molecular function (GO): protein binding
Source: RefSeq, a predicted model, not a curated record
GUCACCAGCACCCGCCAGUCAUCUUGGGCAACAGCACUACCAACCAUCAUUCCUCGAAGUAUUUCCGUUUUCAUGUCAUCAUAAAAAAACAACAAUCAUACCAUGAGCUCCUUGUGCGAUAUGUUAUCCUUUCUCGCAAGUUUGAUGGUUUUGUGUUGCUGUCUUGUCACUGGAAAUAAUUUAGAAAAUGUCCGAUCUUUUGAUGUGCACCAGACAUAUAGAUAUCAAGAUCCGAGUACUGGACAUCAUCGUCGAUGCGUAAAAUGCCCACCAGGAUACUAUGUACAGGAACCUUGUUUUCUAAACACAAAUGAUACUACGUGUGCAAAAUGUCCAACAGAAUCUUUUAUGCCUCAUUCCAGUGGACUUGAUAAAUGUUUCAAGUGUACUGAGUGUCCAGAUGAGAUGUCUGCUAUGUGUACUGCAACUGAUGACACUCAAUGUAAGGCAUGUCAAGAUGGAUAUUAUUGGCAUGUUCACUAUUGUAAGCAGCACAAGAAAUGCCCUCCAGGCCGUGGUGUCAAACAACGAGGAAGCAGGUUGUUGAAUACAGUAUGUGAGCGUUGUAAGGAAGGCACAUAUUCUGAGGAGUUAUCUGCCAUACAGACAUGCAAACUAUUGACUAAUUGUCAUGAGAAAGGUCUGACAACACUUCAACUUGGUAGUCGUUUCAAAGACACCGUCUGUGUUACUGAUGUCACAACACCAAAAUCACAUGUCCUGCCACCCAAGGUGAAUACACUGAUGUAUGCAGCUUUACAGAACCAAGUUAAAACUACUACUGUAAAAUCAGUGACUGCAAUGAAUGAAAUUAUGAAAACUAAAAGCAAAUCUGAGUCCCUUUUUGAUGCCAACCUUCUUAAUGGUGAACUUAAAGACUACUUUGAAGAAGAUUUGCCACUUGAUGAGGAGACAAAUCGUCACCAUAGAGACUCGGUGACGACAAAUGAAAAAGAUCCUGCAGAAAGACCACAUGAACCUCGUAACUCACAUGAUGAGACGUUGUUUAAUGUGCAAGAAAUUCCACAAUCUAUUGGUCAUGAAAAUACUACCAGUAGUGGGUCGGGACUUGCAGCUGCCAUCUUAGGCGCUGGUUGUCUUUUCAUGCUUGUGCUCAUUGUUGUGUUGUACCAAAGAAAGAAACAAGUGGAAGAAAGACAACGACUGAAGCAGAAGCGCAACGAAAUUCCUCAGUGGCAGAAGUUAAAUAAAGAAGGAGCAGGUGAAGCACUCUUGUCUUCAACAACUGAGCAUAAUGUCCAAAGUUGA